Molecule: messenger RNA, 297 nt
Organism: Colletotrichum costaricense
Lineage: Eukaryota; Fungi; Ascomycota; Sordariomycetes; Glomerellales; Glomerellaceae
Exons: 1
Coding region: 1-297 (98 amino acids)
Source: RefSeq, a predicted model, not a curated record
AUGACGGGGGACGCGUUCUGGCUGUCUUCACCCUCGUCGUUCAACGUUGGUUUGGACUCUCCACAACUAGCGGCAGCACAAGUCACCCUCGCCGCCCUUGCCCCCUGGUGGGAACAAUGGCAAACGAUUGUACGGAGUACUGUGGUCUGCAGGCCUUUUGCCCAUCUUCUCCUCCUUGCCGGCGCGCGGGUCGAAACAAGAACAACCGGCCAUGACAGACGUUGCCUCUCUUGCCAAUCAUCCACCAGAUUCCCGAUUUCCGCCCCCUAUCAAUGCGCAAUCGAUGGGGGAGAGUGA